CGCUGCCCGCCCCGCUGCCCAGACGCCGGCCAGCCCCAGCAUGAGCCUCAGCUUCCCUAUACCUGACUGGGACGACGACACCUUCUCCUACCCGGUACUUUAAAUAAAGGAAAACAACAUCUAGGGAGUGGGAAAAAUAUUCAUUGCCGUGAAAGGAUGUAAUCCUGAAUGGGCCGUCCAAUGGAAAAGUAAGUGUCAAGAAGAAAAACAAGAGUGUGAAGAGGAAGCAUGAAGUUGAAGGGACAGUAAAAAAAGUUCAGCCAGGAAAUGAUGAGCGUCCAUUGCAAGCCAUCAAGAAGAGGAAAAAAGAUAAAAUAGAAAAAAUACAUCAAGAAAAAGGUGGUAAAAGUGUCGUGGCACCCUCUAAAGAUGGGCAAAAGAAGAAAAAAAAAAAAGAACAAAAGGAUGCCAGAGAUGGGGAUGAUUCCUUUGAAAUUCCCCUAAACCAGGAAAAGAGCAAAAGCAAUGCUGCUGAACUGGUACAGACAAAGACUGAAAAUAAGUCUUUCUCACAAAAGAGGAAGAAAAACAGAAAAAAUAAGAAUAAGUACAAAGAUUUGAACUUAAAACAGAAUGCAGAGAAGAUGGCACAUAACUGUGCAGAAAGUAAAGACCAUAUAGGAAACCAGGUGAAGUUUGAGCAACAAGACUCAGGAAGUAUUGAAAAAAAUGUAAGCAUUGUAAUUCAAGCUGACAUAUCAAAUGAGGAGGUGCAAUCCAGACCCAAGAAAAAAGUUAAAAAUAAAGUUAAGAACAAAAUAGAUUUGUUUGAGAGUAAGUACAACAAUGUGUCACAAGAAAGCAGCACAGUUGAUGAGGAUAAUGAUCAUUCACCAGCCAUCAGUGUUGAUGUGAAGAAAAAGAAGAAGAAAAAGAAACCAACCAAUAAGUCUCUUGAUUCUCAUACUCUGCCACACAAUAAAGAAACACAAGAAUGCACUCUGAAUGGAGGCACUGCACAAAAGCUUGAAGUUAAGAAAAAAAACAAGAUCAAAGGUAAGAAAAUGGAAAAUUCUAUGGGCAUUGAGAAAUCUGGGAAAGAUGAUGAUAAUGAUAAACAAGAUGGAGCAGUGAAGAAAAAGAAGAAGAAAAAGAAAGAAAUAAUAACAGAAAACGAAAUGUCAUUGAAAGUUAAGGAUACUGAUUCACCUAAGAAAGCAAAGUUAGAAAAACAGAAAAGUAAGGGAAAACUCUUAAAAACAGAAGAUAGUGAAGCAGAAGAGAUGAUAUUUGAUGGAAAUGAAGAAUGCAGUGAAGAGUUCAACAAGGACUUUGAUGUUCUCUUGUCAAGUCUGAAUUUUAAUCAGUUCAACAGCAAAAAAAAAUCAAAGAAAAAGGGUAGUGAUGAUGGUGGAAAGUCAGAGGUGGUAAAUGGCAGGGACUCAUUAGAAAAAGAAGGGGGUGGUAAAGAUGAUGGAAAUACUAAAGGUGUGACGGGCAAAAAAAGAAAGAGAGACAGUGCCAAAGCAGACAUUAAGGAUAUCAAUGGUAGACAGAAAAAAAUGAAGACAAAAGCAAAUAAUACAGUUGCUGCAGAAGAACCCAAAACUCCCAUCAGAAAGGGUACCAAAUUUAACCAUGAAAAGCUUUCCAAGCUGCUGGAACAAGCUGCCAGCAUAGAGCGGGCCAAGCCUAGUCCUAGUCCUAGUCUUCCAGCAAACCCGGCUGACAAACUCAAGAAAAAAAUGGAAGAUAGACUUAUGGCAGCGAGAUUCAGGCUAGUGAACCAGGAACUGUACACCCAGAGCAGCACUGAUGCAAAGGAGUUGUUCAAGAAGGACCCAGAAGCUUUUCAUGUUUACCACCAGGGCUACCAAGCACAGGUCCGGCAAUGGCCAGUUAAUCCUUUGGACCUGAUCGUCACAUGGCUCAGUAAAAAACCAAAAGAAUGGGUGGUAGCUGACAUGGGGUGUGGAGAGGCAACCCUAGCUGUGAAAGUGCCCCAAAGCCAUGUCCAUUCCCUGGACCUGGUGGCAGCCAAUGCCCGGGUGACGGCUUGUGACAUGGCCCACACUCCCCUGGCAGCAGCCUCAGUGGAUGUAGUAGUGUUUUGCCUCUCCCUCAUGGGCACCAACCUUAAAGACUUCAUGAUUGAGGCAAACAGGAUACUAAGAGAAGGGGGCAUUCUGAAAAUUGCUGAGGUAGAGAGUCGGUGUGGAGAUUUGAAGGAGUUUGAAAAGCAGCUGAGCAAAUUUGGCUUCCAUUGCACAGGUAGGGAUACUUCCUUCCAAUACUUCUUCCUCCUUGAAUUCAAGAAGAACCGCAAGCUCAAGAAGAUGGCAGCCCUCCCAGAGCUUCAUCUAAAGCCAUGUCUCUACAAGAAGCGAUGAACCUUAACUUAAGGUUAGGCCUCAUUUCUGUACAGAACCACCCAAUUGUGGCAUAUUGCUUUAUAUUGGACUGAUUCUUCAAUACAUGUUUUUUAACUUUUCAAUGAAUUAUCAUUUAACAUUCUAGUGUGUACUAUUAUAGGGGUGAAGGACAUCACUAAUUCAGUCAAUGUCUAGUUCCUUAAUGAUCAAAUAAUGUCAGGGAAGCUAGAACUUUUUUUGUAUGGACAAAAUAUUACCCAAGGGCUGAAAACAAGUGUUCUCAUGUUGCUCCUAAGAAGAGGGCAGCAAGAUUUUGCAAAUUUUUAGUCUAAUCUACAUAGUGUCAUUUAUGCCUUUGUAUUCUUUUAAAAUAGUCAGGUCCUUGUAAGGAGAAAAAAAUGGAGGGAAAAUAGAGUAUCAAACCUGAUUUUUUCAAACUGGAAUUUUCAAGCCAAUAAUUAUAGAAAACAAGACAAAUAAUGCAUUUUUUACACACCUUUGCACUAAUAUAUAUUAUAAAAAAAAUAAUGUUGAACUAUAGGUAAAUAAGUACUGUAACAGAUAACUUAAUUUAUGAGAGAGGUCAGUAUUCAUGACUGUUCACAAACAUGCUGGCAAGGUUGUCAGGUCAUGCCAUUCAUGGCAUUUUUUGCCAUAAGUCUCAGUUGUCUCAAACAAAUGCCCUUUUUUUAUGGUAUGUGUUCCCAUAAAAAUGCAAUGUCAUUUUCUGCCAUUUUAGGAGGAAAUUAUAAAGGAAUCCAGUAAAAACUGACUUCUUACAUAAUUUGAAACUUCAUCGAACAAAGUGUACUAGUAGUGUCACUAAUGUUGUACAUCGUUGUCCUUCGGGACAGCAGAUGACGGGAAUUCCUGUAAUGCCUUUCUCCGCCUGAGCGGGAAUUCCUGUAAGCCGUCCUUUAGGGGUUAAGGCCUAGUUCAAACUACUCUGUUUUGUUGUAGCACUAGGUGCUUCUCCUUGCACCAAAGAAAUUAAAGUCAGUCCAUUUUUAAAACAUCUCCUCAUAUGGGUUAGCAAAAAAACAAAAAAAAAACAACAAAAAACAAUAUACAAGAUUUAAGGCAGGCCACUGGGCAGUCAUGUUGAGUCGCUGACCUGCUUCCUCUGUCUAUAGUUGUUUUAUCAUCGAUGUUCAAAUAGUGUCAACCAUUCUUCCAUUUCUACAGUUAUUUUUGGGGAAAAUACAGUAAUAGCUGCAGACGUAAACAAAUGUACAGGGUUGAGAAGCUAAUUUAAAUGGGAUUUCAAUAGAAAAUAAUGGGUAUUUUGCCAAUAAACCCCAUUGCCUUGUCACAUUC
Eriocheir sinensis (Chinese mitten crab) is the source of this 3629-nucleotide messenger RNA. RefSeq names its product ribosomal RNA-processing protein 8-like. Gene Ontology annotation, cellular component: chromatin silencing complex; rDNA heterochromatin; nucleolus. Gene Ontology annotation, biological process: cellular response to glucose starvation; rDNA heterochromatin formation; regulation of transcription by glucose. The coding region runs from base 585 to 2330 and encodes 581 amino acids. The record is from RefSeq and is a predicted model, not a curated record. NCBI's taxonomy places the organism in Eukaryota, Metazoa, Arthropoda, Malacostraca, Decapoda, Varunidae. The transcript has 5 exons. Gene Ontology annotation, molecular function: methyltransferase activity.